This is a messenger RNA of Solea solea (common sole), 1834 nucleotides long. RefSeq names its product tRNA methyltransferase 61B (gene trmt61b). Gene Ontology annotation, biological process: tRNA methylation. Gene Ontology annotation, cellular component: tRNA (m1A) methyltransferase complex. The record is from RefSeq and is a predicted model, not a curated record. Lineage: Eukaryota; Metazoa; Chordata; Actinopteri; Pleuronectiformes; Soleidae. The transcript is spliced from 7 exons. Bases 241 to 1728 code for a protein of 495 amino acids.
CCAUGGAUGUAUAUGGCGACCUCCAUUCGAUCAAGUAACCGGAAAACCAGUGAGUUUUUCCCCCCUGUUUUCACUGAAUGGAUUAAAAGGACUUUAAAAAAAUAUAACAUGCACCUUGAACUGAUUAUCUGACACAUAUUCGUUUUAAUGACUGCAAUAAAGCAUGCUUUUUUUUUAGUUUAGUUCAAUGAAUGCUCAGGACAUCACCUUUAGGUAAUAAUCUGGUCAUAAUCUGGGAUAAUGGUGCAAAUACCAUUUAGUGGAUUAAUGUUCAUGCACAGACUAGUGAGAAUUUGCACAUCCAGCCAAAGGCAUGUCAGACAAAGGGACAUACUUGUAAAACUGAGAAAAAGUAGAUGCGAGAGAAGAACUUUUUCAACUGGUUCUGUGAAAUUCAAUGAGAAUGAGAAUGAGGACUUGCACUCUUCGGGUCCAAGCUCCCAGCUCACAUCUAGACAAGCACUCCUGGCUCGGAGGAGGAGACCGCUGUCCCCUCUGGAGAGAGUCAGUGAUCUGCUGCCUCAGGAUGCUCUGAGCCCAGAGGUGAUGCAGCUGAGAGAGCAGCAGCAGGAGGGACCAGCUGCUGUAGAUACCCCCACUGCACACUACACACUUGAGCAAAGUGGACAUUCUGAGACAACUGCAGUAGAAGAGAUAACACUCAAAGACAGUGAGACUCCAGAAAUGUGGACAUCAUCAUCAUCAUCAUCAUCUGCCACUCUCCCAGGGGAGAACUUGCUUGUAUUUGGAGAGCUGCUCAUCGCCGAGUAUCGAAGGAAAAGGGACGUGGAGUUCAGAAAAAUGUUCACACUUCAGAAAGGGUCUCGUCUGCACAGCAGCUGGGGGUUUAUUCCACAUGACAACAUGGCCGGGCAUCCAGCGGGUAAGUUCCUGAGGACGAACCUGGGUGUUCCCAUCCUGGUACGGCGUGCCAGUCUGGAGGAUUAUGUGCUGUAUAUGAAGAGGGGACCUGCUAUCGCCUAUCCAAAGGAUGCAGCAGCCAUGCUGAUGAUGAUGGAUGUGACGGAGGGCGACUGUGUGCUAGAGUCAGGUUCUGGAUCAGGGGCCAUGUCUUUGAUCCUGUCCCGAGCAGUUGGAUCUAAGGGCAGCGUGCUGAGCGUGGAGGUCAGGGAGGAUCAUCUCAAGAGAACCAUGUUGAACUAUAACCGCUGGAGGACAUCAUGGAGUCUGCGACGGGGAGAGGAGUGGCCUGACAACGUUCAGUUUCACAACGCUGACCUGUGCACCUCUUCCUCGCUCCUCACUGGUUGGGGAUUCAACUCGAUUGCUCUUGACAUGAUAAACCCUCACCUGGUUUUACCCACGGUGAUUCCACAUCUGCACCCGGGAGCUGUAUGUGCCGUCUACCUUGCCAAUAUAACGCAGGUCACUGAAUUGCUGGACGGUGUCCGAUGUUUGGCGCUGCCGCUGCUGUGUGAAAAGAUCAUCGAGGUUCCAGUUCGACACUGGUUGGUGGCUCCGGCCGUGCAGAAGGACGGGCAGUACUGCGUCCGGAAAGUUCCAAUUCUGGAUGAAGAUCACAGUGAAGAAGAGAAGGAGGAGAAAGAGGCAGCAUAUGAAACAAACAAAGUUGGAGUAUAUGCUUCAGAAGGGUUGAGCGCACAUGGACAUCCACCAUUCGGGAGCAUUCCUUACAUUGCCAGACCUCACCCUGAACAAAUGAGCCACUCAGCCUUCCUGGUGAAACUGAGGAAGUAUGUUCAGUAGCUGCUCAAGCCUUAAAGGAACCCUGGACAUAUCAAAUGUGUAGAAUACAUUAUUGUUUUCCUGCUGUAAAUAAUAUGAGAAAUAAAACAAAAACCUGAUGUUGCAA